AACAAAAUGGCAGGUGUUGACACAUGUUACAUCAGUUCUGGAUGUAACAGGACGCCCCACUCGGCUGACUGGGGGAACAAUAAUGUCAUUUGUUACGGAUCAUCUAGCGCUAUUGUUUUGUAUCUGCCUGAGACAAGAGAGGAACAGACUGAAGGCCAAGUUCUGCAAACAUUAACUGGACACAAAGCCAACAUAAACUGCAUUAAAUGGAUACCAAAGAGGGAUUACGAGGAAGAGACCGAGUUAGUGUCUGGAUCAGUUGACAAAACUGUGAGAGUCUGGGAGAAAAAUGAAGAAACUUACAUAGUGAGGCAAAUUUUAGUGGGACAUUCAGCACCAGUUACUGCCCUUGAUGCUCUGUAUGUAACUUCAGGGAAUGGAGAGUCUAGUCAAGGGAAGCAACUCUGUAGAACUGUGAUAGUAACAGCCUCAGUGGACUCUACAGUCAAAAUCUGGACACGGCUUUCAGAUCAAGAUUUUUUAGAGACACAGUCUGUCAGCUAUGGUUCUGGGUUUGCGCUGGAUCUAUCAUUGACUGUUAUACCUAAUACAGCAUGUUUGAUGUUAUCGUGUGCAUGUGAUGAUCAGAAGGUACAUGUAUAUACUGAACAAGAAAGUCAAGAUCAAACACAGUUUGUAUCAUCUAUCACACUACCAGGACACGAAGACUGGGUCAGGGCUGUGGACUUUACAAUAGACGAUUCAGGAGAUAUUUUACUGGCAAGUGCUGCCCAGGACUAUCUGAUACGGGUAUGGAGGUUCUCACACAGAGAUACAGACACUGGGAAAAAAAUAGAGUCCAUUCUAGAUUUACCAUUAGACAAAGACAUUCAGAUGAGAGAAAACACUUUCUCAUUGAAAUAUAAAGAUCAUCCACUGGUAUAUGCUGUAAGUCUGGAGACCGUGUUAAGUGGACAUGAAAACUGGAUUUAUACUGUUAAGUGGAAACCUCGCAUCUUUGUUGAUGGUAAACUUCACCAGGAGAUGUGUUUAUUGUCUGUUUCUAUGGAUAAAACAAUGAUACUAUGGAAACCUGAGCCAGAGUCUGGGGUCUGGACAGAACAGGUUAGAGUUGGAGAGGUAGGGGGUAACACCCUUGGUCUGUAUGGUGGAAUGUUUGGUUGCCGUGGUGAUGCCAUCUUAGCCCAUGGUUACCAGGGAGCCUUUCAUCACUGGUCACACAAUAAGGAGUUGGAUAUAUGGGAACAUAUGGUUACUUGUAGCGGCCAUUUUGAUUCUGUGGAGGAUAUAGAGUGGGAUAAAAAGGGAGGUAACUUCUUGCUGAGCUGUAGUUUGGACGAGACAGUGAGGUUACAUGCCCCUUGGGUGAAAAAAGAUAGAAAGGUUUUAUGGUACGAGAUAGCUCGACCACAAAUUCACGGAUAUGCUAUACAGUGUUUAGCCAUGAUAAACAGAUAUCAAUACGCCUCUGGUGCGGAUGAAAAAGUAGUGCGUGUGUUUGAUGCUCCUGAUAAUUUUAUAGAAAACUUUUGUAAUUUAUGUGGUGUAAACUUUGAAAAUGAAAGUAAAAGUGCAGAAGCUAAAAAUAGGCCUGUAGGUGCAAGUGUACCUGCUCUUGGACUUUCGAAUAAAGCAAUUUUCUCUGAUGGUGCAACAAAUUUAACGGAAGAUCUGGAAAUUAAACCUGGUGAUAAUGAACAGUAUUCAGAUAAUGUUUUUACACAGACUUUGCUCAAAGCGCCCCCUAGUGAGGAACAUUUACUACAGAAUACGUUAUGGCCAGAGGUACAGAAACUGUAUGGACACGGAUAUGAAAUAUUUGCUCUAGCAUGUGAUCCACAGGGAAAGGUCCUGGCAAGUGCUUGUAAGGCAGCCAAAGCUGAGUUUGCAUCUGUGAUAUUAUGGGAUACGGUUACCUGGCAACAGAUAUGUGUUCUUGAAGGUCAUAACCUCACUGUGACACAGAUUGUGUUUUCACAUACUGGAGAGUAUCUACUAACUGUAUCAAGGGACAGAACUUGGUUUUUAUACAAGAGAAAAGGAACAGACAGUCUUGAAUCAGAUCCGUUGUUCAUGCGCAUUGCUAAUGUUGACAAGAAGACAUGUGUACAUUCUCGAAUUAUCUGGUCAUGUUGCUGGUCACAUGAUGACAAGUAUUUUGUUACAGCAUCUAGAGAUAAAAAGGUGAUAGUAUGGCAGUGUCCUGGAGGACCAGACACUGAAGGAAGACAUAUCAGCAAGUUAGAUGUACCAGAUGCUGCCACUGCUGUUGAUGCCGCCCCUGUACUGCUGUCUGAUGGAAGUUACAUGUUUGCUGUUGGUUUGGAUAAUGGACAAAUUCUGCUGUACAGUUGGUCCCCCACUGAACCAUUGUCAUGGAAACAGCUGACUUCACUUGACAACAACAUGGCUCAUCAUCUGACUGUGAAACGUCUUCGUUUUCGACCUUGUUCCGGUUUAUGUGGUAUCCAUGGCAGUGACCUUGAAAGGUCAGAGGUGAAGGACACUGAUAAUUGGCUACAACUGGCCAGCUGUAGUGCUGAUCAUUCUGUAAAGAUUUUUGACAUUAAUCUACCUAAGCUUGUUUCUUGACGACUCUGAAAUCUAGGACAAGAUGAAGCUUCAUUUAUUUACUAAAUUAAUUGUUUUUGAUGAAGUUUUUACCAGAUCAGGUAUUCUUAAAAGUUAAGUGCCACAGAUAAAAACAAAGGAAUCCUGGAUAGCUCUACAGGCUAGUGUUGCCAACAAGAGAUACCCUGCUAAAUUUCUAUAAUGAACUUGUCCAUCUUUCAAUUUGGACAGUACCAUUAACUGUUAAAAGGGGUGCUUACCAAAAAGAUACUGAUUGAAUGGCGCACAGUGCAGAUCAUGAUCAGACUGCAUGGAUGUGCAGGCUGAUCAUGAUCUACACUGGUCGCAAAGGCAGAAUCAGUCGUCUCCAACAUGAUAAGGGUUAAUUGCAAUAAACAUUGUAACAGUACGUUUGUAUAAAAGGCAAAUUUAUGUGCUUAGUUUGAAAAGUCUUAAUACUCCAGCAUCUUGUUGUUCCUGCAACACCGUCUGGAAGUUGACCAAUUGGAGCUGUGAGACAGGUCUCCAGACUUUGUUUUGUAUACAUUUGGAGCCUAGACUUGUGAACUAAACUGGAGUGUCGUGGAAUAAACUAAAGCUUUGUGAACUUCACAUCAGUUUUAAUAGUAUAGUAGGCAUCAAGUUUAAACAGCAAAGAUAACUCUUGUUUGUAUUUUUUGUAUGUUUUUAUAACCACCAGCUGAAUCAGAGAAUGAAAAUUAACAUAUAUUCAUAACCGUUUGCUUUAAAGAACAACUUGUUACAGCUAACCUUUUUUGUUACUACUAUAAUGGUGAAAAUACAUGAAAUAAUUGAAGUAUAA
This is a messenger RNA of Mercenaria mercenaria, 3355 nucleotides long. RefSeq names its product elongator complex protein 2-like. Bases 7 to 2553 code for a protein of 848 amino acids. The record is from RefSeq and is a predicted model, not a curated record. Gene Ontology annotation, molecular function: protein binding. Gene Ontology annotation, biological process: tRNA wobble uridine modification. NCBI's taxonomy places the organism in Eukaryota, Metazoa, Mollusca, Bivalvia, Venerida, Veneridae. The transcript has 19 exons. Gene Ontology annotation, cellular component: elongator holoenzyme complex.